This is a messenger RNA of Scedosporium apiospermum, 507 nucleotides long. RefSeq lists its product as uncharacterized. The record is from RefSeq and is a predicted model, not a curated record. The transcript has 3 exons. The coding region runs from base 1 to 507 and encodes 168 amino acids. Lineage: Eukaryota; Fungi; Ascomycota; Sordariomycetes; Microascales; Microascaceae.
AUGCACUUCUCCAAGAUCACCUUCUUCACCUUCGUCGCCUCCGUCCUGGCCGUCGACCUCCUCACUGUUCAAGACUAUGCCGACUUCCAAAUCUCGGAUGGCGUUGCCGGAAACGCCCUCGCCGAAGUCGCGGCCAAAUUUCCUGUCGAGGAGUUCCGUGCGGACCUAGCGGCCGUUAGUGAGAACGAUCUUGCAAUCCUCAAGGCCGCUCGUGAGACCGCCGAGGAUGCCGAGACCGAGAGUGGUGGCUUCAACGAUGCCAUCGACGCCGCUGGUGGCAAGAACACCGAAGAGGGUGCGGCUCUACAGAUCGGCAAAAUCAAGAACAAGGUCCUCAAGCUUGAGCUCUUCAGCCUGGUCCUACAGAUUGAGCAGGCCCAGGGCGCCGAUAACCAGGACAAGCUCGACGAGGAACUUGCCAAAUUGGCCAAGAAUGUUGCGACCGACGAGGAUUCCGCUGGCGAAACGAGCCAGAGUGUCAACUUUCAGGGAAGCUCUCAACCUUGA